CACUCCGAACAGUUUCUCUCUCGAAACGACGGCUUGCUUCGGUACUACACGACUAUAUUAUUGAUCAAUAUGGGGUUGCGGGCAUGGAAGACCAGUGCCGGCGGGCAGCUGUCAGAUCCCCCGAAAUUUUUAUACGUUAUCAUCGUCAAACUAUAAUUUCAAAGGGUUUCAACCGACUCGAUACGUAGAAAAAGCUACCCCAGAAAAACGGCCCUCACCGUUUUCAUCGAACGAUCGGCCGAUACGGUUCAGUGUCUAUUCCACUGUACCUUCCAAGCACACCAACAGUUUAAAGAUCAUUGUCCUUGUCGCGUAGAGAGAAAAAAAAUUAUCGGUGUCAGUGGUGGUGGUGCACCGUAAGUUCCUUGUUUGGUAAAUUCCAUAUAAUACAAUAAAAUAUUCAGUGCAUUGAACCGAAUGUUCAUACGACGAAUUGAUUAAUCUGCAGUGAAUGAAUUUGCCAAAGUGAAGAACCGCGGCCUUUACUGGAUUCAGGGGGUAAAUAUAGGUGGACGCCUGAAAAUUGCAGGCUUUUUAAACGGACAACGUUACACCGGAAGCCUGAUGCAGACUUUACGUAAAAGGAAUAGCCCCUGCAAGUUCAAGAAUGAACCGACACGGUUCCUCGGAGAAGGUGUUUCUUUCAAGGCAAAGCUGAUAGGAAUAUUAGAAGUUUCGGAAGCACGUGGUGACCGGAUGUGCCAGGCUGCCCUGGCUGACCUGAAAAUGGCCAUCCGGGCGGCAGGUGAACACAAACAACGUAUAGCCGUUCAAGUUAGCAUCGAGGGUCUGAGACUUCGGGAUGAAAAAACUGGGGACUGUCUCUACCACCAUCCCGUUCACAAGAUAUCCUUCAUAGCCCAGGAUAUGAGCGACUCGAGGGCUUUCGGUUACAUUUUCGGCUCGCCGGACACGGGUCACAGAUUCUUCGGGAUAAAAACGGACAAAGCUGCGAGUCAGGUGGUUUUAGCCAUGCGCGAUCUCUUCCAGGUCGUAUUCGAUCUGAAGAAGAAAGAGAUAGAGCUGGCUAAGCAGCAUCUCGAACAAAAUGCCAUCAAAUUUAGAAGCGGAAUUUUCGUGGAACCGGCGCCUGACACGAAGGGUGCCGCCGGAAGUGAAGUGGUCGCGCAUCGCAUCAGAGCGUUAAACUCCGAGGUUGAGAAACCCAUCGAAAGGAAAACGGAAGUCCAAGGCGGCGUGAUAGCCGACCUACUCGAUCUACAGUUCGAACUGAAUUCGCUACAGCAGGGUAUUCAUCAGAUGGACAAAAUUACACCGGACAAUCCCAGACCGCCUUCGGAGAACCCGUUUGAAACAGAUCCGUUCGGAGAUUCCUUCGCGAAUAUGAAAUUGUCGGAAAUGGCACAGGUGAGAGAAAACGUUCAGCCGAUGCUCCCUCCGCCACCUUCUUCGGCGAAAAGAGGACACCUGGAGCGUCAUCAAACGAUCCCUACUUCGACAGCUUCGUCUACAUCGAGUCCAGCCGCAACGUUGACCAGCAAAACUCCCCCGCCUCAGGGAUCCGUUCACUGGUUCGAUAAAGAGACGGAGAAUCUCUUCAACGAAGGAGAACUUUCCAGCCUGGCUGCGAAGGCGGCGGCGAACCCCUCCACGGGGGAGAAGGAGAGGGAAUGCAGUUCCUCCAGCUGUGUGACACCUACACUUCGCAAGAGUCCUCAGAUCGACGUGUUCACGGAGUUGGAUCCCCUCGGCACCGGUCUCAUAAAACCUUACGUAGACAAAAAGGACUUUUUCCAGCAUUUGAAAAAUCCACCGAAAAAAGUCCUCAAGGAUCUCGUGACGAAUAUCUCCGGCGAUACGUUCUCCGCUAAUUUCAAUCUAACGUUCGAUCCGCUCGAACCAACCGCCCAGUCCCAAACCGCACCUCUGGCCAGUGCCGGAAGCGACGGCUUUGACGACGACAAUUUCGCGGAUUUCAACAAAUUCGACAACAUAGAAAUACCGGCUCAAAAAACCGAAUCCCCGAAAAUCCGUAGAGUCAGUUCUCCGAGGGUCUUGCAUCAUCAGCCUCUCUCGGUUUCUUUACCUCCGGAAGAAGCAACCCUCCCGAAAAACUCUGGCAACAUAUCGUCGUUGAACAAAACGGAUAAGGAAUCGAGCGAGAGCGUUCAAGGUCUCGUGAGGCUCCCAAGUCCCAAGAAGUACUUGCAGUCUGUCCGAAAACGGGAAUUCGACAUCGAUCUGGCCGGCAGCAGAACGCAGUCUUUGGAUCGGCCUUUCCCCGUUGAUUUCACGACUAGCAACGAUUCGCCAGCUUCGCCGCUUCGAUCUGGUUCCUCGGACGCCAAUUCCAGGCUCUCCAGCUCCAGUGCCGAGAUGGACAUAGUGCCCGAACCACCGCCCAGAGGUGCCGGAAGUAUUUUGAUAAACCCUCCCCCUCUUCCCCCGAAGAAACAGAUCGGCGGAAGGAAUGCGAUGAAGCCUCCACCGCGACCCCCGCAUUCCGACGGACAUUUUCACUAUGAUUUCAUCGAAAGAGAGGAGGCGUCGCCGUCUCCUACGAGAAAGGAAAUCCGGAAGAGUCCCGCCAAGGAUUUCAGGAACAGAUUCGACGACGACUUCAGCCCGCCACCACCUCAGCUACCGAAAAGAUCCGAGAUCGUGGCGACUUUCCCCACUUCCAAGUUCGAUGACUCUUUGACCUCCGUAACACCGACGACCUUGUCGUCACUCAUGCAAAGCAAUACAACUUAUUCGACCACCGCGCCGGAGGUGAGGAAACCAAAGCCUAGUUUGGAUAUUACCUUGAGCCAGUUGAAUUCUACGAAUUUAGGUGACCUCGCUAAUUCUCUGGGAAUGACCAUCACGGAAUUGACCAGUCUCACCUUACAGCAAUUGACCGCCUGUCUGGCGUCGCUAACCGCUAAAGAAACCACUUGCAACGGCGACGAUGAAAGUGAAAAGGAGCCGGAGAUACCGGCCAAGCCGAUUAACACCGCGAAAAAAAUUGUCCAGGAGACAUCUUUCGUUUUUGGGGAACCGUUGUUCAAGGCGGACUUCGAUCAGGGAAUCGAGAAGAGCGGUGAGCGGAAUUCGUACGACAAAUAUGCGGUAUUCCGGGAGUUACUGGAACUCGAACAGCGGGAACAGGACGAUAAGGACGAUGAGGUGAACGAGGAGAAGAGUGAAAAACAACAACCCGAAAUAGAAAAGUUGGAGCCCGAAGUGAGAGAAUCAGAAAUCCAGGAUGAAACGAAGGAAUCCAACGACACCGUUGAAAUUGAAAUCGUCAACGCAACGGAGAACAAUAAUUCACUUCCAUUGGCUAAUCUGACGGUCAGUCUGCCACCGCUCCCGAAGGAUAAUUCGAAGAUUAUUGACGACUCGGCAGCGGAGGAUCCCGAAGAACGUACCGACGGAUCUCCGGAGUCUGUUCAGGAGGAGGAGAGAACCGAUUCUCAAGAGUCGAAGGGCGAAGAUGAAGAAAUCGGGAUCGAAGAACAGCGUCUGAAGGACGCAGAGCCGGAACUGGAAGACACGAACAAAUUAGAGGAAGAGAAAGAGAAGGAAAAAGAAUCGGAGACUCAGGAGGAAGAAAAAGGGGUGGACAACGAAAGGGAGGGGGAUUCGAACGAAUCGGAGAAGACCGACGAGUCCGGUGAAAAGGAAGAGUCGAAGAAUGGCAACGGAACGACGGAGAGGGUUGAGAUAAAAUCAUCGACUUCUACGGGCGACAGAUACGCCGCGCUCAGGGAAAUCAUCGAGGAAAGCGUCGAACCGACUCUGAUUAAAACGGAGGAUGAAUUGGUCGAAAAUUUGCCACCGCCUCCCCAGCUGCCGCCGAAGAAUAAUAACGCGACCAUAGAUUUAAUGAGUUUGUUCGCCAAACCUCUUUCCAAUACCGUUCCACCUCCUGCUUCCGUUAGCCCGAAAAAUUUCAAAACUACGAACGAAGAGGACAUGAAGGUGUUGGCUAUGGAAAUUUUCGAAGAAAUAAAAAUGCUGAACACAGGAGCGCCCAGAAACAAUGCGACUCCCGAUCCUGCACUGACGAAGUCGACUCCUUCUGUUAUCGGAUUCGAGGACACGUUCUCACCGUUUCCGGUUGAGACGAAGACGGAGAAGGACGAAGUCAAGGAUGAUACGGGUUGGGCGAAGUUCGACGCCAACGUAUUUCAUUCCGACAAGUCAUCGGGGGAUGGCCCGGGGUCGGUCGGCGGGACGUCGCCGUGGUCACCGGACGGUAAAGAAUUUCACGUAAAGGAACCACCUUUCAAACCCGUGCCAAACCGGAACUCGGGCGACAGCGACAACGAGUGGAAGGACGAAGAGGAGAGCGAGGGCAGUAACGGAAGACCGAGAGACGACGGAUUUUGGGGUCCCGGGGGAAAACCUCCACCGAGGCAUCAGGCAGGUUUCGAAGAUUCCAGGAGCUACUACGAGCACGGUAGUCCUACGGGACCCUCCGACAAGGAUCGCAGCUUCCGGGAAAGAUCGGGCAGAAAAGCUCGGGGAUCGCCGUGGGGAAAAGGUGGUCACAGAUCUCGGGAUCCCUCACCGUGGCAGGAGGAUCAAGGACGAUGGGAGGACGAGCACAGGGGAAGGUAUCCGGCGAGGAAAAUUCCUUACAAAGAUCAGGAUGAGGAAUCUUACAAGGCUCAUUGGAAAUGCAGGCAGAAACAGAGUUGCAAGCAAAGACCGUGGAGCGGGGAUCGCGAGGGUUUCUGGGCACACGAUAUGCCCCCAUACGAGGAAGAGAGAAAAAGAAGAAUGAUGCUGUGGUCGGAGCAGGACAGGGACAGAUUCAGCAGUCAAGAAAGCAUGGGGUACGAGGACGAGGAGAGGUGGUCGAGGCGGUGGUCGAACGAAUACGAGAGACGCAGGUGGGAAGAAGACGGAAGAUUUUGGGGGCGGAGAGGUCCGGAGGGCGACUAUCCGUACAGAGAACCGAGGGAGCCGAGGGAGCCGAGAGAUUCGCGGGACCCGAGGGAUCCGAGAGAGUCCUACAGGAUCCACGAAUCUCACUAUUGCCGAGAAAGAUCGCACGAUUACGCGCCUCCGGGUUGGGAGGAGCCCGGCUGGGAUUACAUCGGUCCGGACAUCGGUCUCGGCGAGGACUCGCCGCGUUACAAUUCGUCGCGUAAGAGGCCUUGGCCGAAACGUCCGAACAGUGCGACCGACAGUCGAAAUACAGAGGGGAUUUACGCGGAUCCGAGGCCGAAGUACGCCGUCUCGAGAUCGGAGUGCAGCGACAACGAUUCCGAUCCUUACCACCGUCCUCAUCGUUCCGGAAGUCGGGAAAGUUACUGGGGCAGCGAUCAGGAAUUCGAGGGCUGGGUGGAGCGUCCUUGCUGUUCGGAGGGACCGGACAGCGUGACGAAAACGGAAACGUUGCAUCGGAGGCGACUGAACAGGCACAAACCUCGCGCCCAGAUAAAAUCUCAGGGUUCACCUUUUCAGGACGACUUCGAACAGAGUCUCGAACACGUCGGAGAAUCGACGGCCGACCCCUUCGUUUCCGGUGGUGAGACGCGUCUGACGUCGGAACCGGACCCGAAGUUGAUAGAGCCCGUCACCCUGAGCCCGAGGUGUACGAAGGAGGGCCUGAGGAGGGAACCGAGGUCUUACAAGCGCAGCGGCUAUCGACGCUCGCCCUUCGAAGAAGAUCUCACGCCGACAGCGAGCGUUUCCAGCGACACAUCCGACCGCCAAAGAUUAGGAUCCGAUCUGAAAGCAACACCCGAAGAACUGCCGAGAGACGCGAAGGACGCCUUAUCCGCCGACGGAUUCGUUUCGGAGGACAGUGGAAGAGAUUCAUUUUUCAACGGCGAUCCAAGGUUCGACGACGACGCCUUCGCAUUUAAAUCCGAACUGGAGGACAGCGUACCGGAAAGGGCGACUACCUUGCCGUUGAAAAACUCGCGACAGAUGAAAUGCGGAAGUGGUAAGAGCAAGUCGGAUUUACAAUACAUAAAAAAGUCAGAGUCUGUUAAUAUAUUCGUACGAGAGAGCGAUCCCUUCGACGAUGAUGAUUUUUUCAACUGAUCUAAAGCCAAGAACGGCGCGGCUAAUAUUUAUUUGUAUAUUUGUAGAAGGUAGGGUUUGAAGGUUUGAACAAUUGACUGAAUUUUUUUAUCCCGCAAUCGUCAAGAAAAAAAAAAAAAAAUUAUCAACUCACCGUGAAGCAAAAUCUUAUGGUUUGUCAAAUUGAGAAGCUCCUACGAAAAAAAAUAGAACAUUCUACACCGAUAGAGUACCAGAGCUAUAUAAUUGCGGUUGAAAUAUGUCUCACAAUUUAUUUUUUAUCGGCGUUACGAUAAAUAGGUAUUUGUAAUAACGAUUGAAGCUAAUUGUGGUAGAUACGGUUUUUUGAAAAUGUGGAAAAUUUGAUAAUAAUUAAUGAUAAUAACUAAUAUUCGAUUCAUCCAAUUGACUGUUCUCUCUAUUCAAAUAUGACAUGGGUUUUCUUUCAUUGGUUAUUCUAGUCCGAAGUGUUUUGCGUUUCUAUAGUUUCUAUGCGUUUUUCUAUUUUCACCUAGAAACGUUUUGUACAUAAUUAUUGUAAAUUCGCUUACGAACCAUCUGAGAGAAUUGAGAGAAACAAAAUAGAUAUUUCUUAUUUUACACACAUUUUUAUUUUCUAUACUUUUAGCCUAAUUUCGUACUCCCAGGCAAUUUAUUUCAAUUUCGUUCGUUCUCUCCGAGAAUUACAAUUUCUAAAUUUUUAAACCGCACUAAAUUAUCCUAGCUAUUCUUUAGUAAUUUAUCGAGUAAAAAUAAUUAUCUAUGAUGUAUAAAACGAAGCAAAAGAAAAAAAAAAAAAAAAAAUCACCGAAGUUGAGGGGGAUACAAAUGAUUAGAUCGAGUAAAAUUCUCUCAACAGCACUACGCAGUCUGGACCACUGUACAUCUGUAGAUUAUACGUAAAAAGAGAAAAAAGAAGGGAAAGAGAAGAAACGAAUAAAAAGAGAUAUACCUAUAAAUAAUUUAUCACUAUACCAUACGAUCCUAUCACACACAUCAUCAUCAGUACGUAACGCGAGCGUGCAGUCUAAUCAGGCUGAAAAUAAUAUUCGAAAAAUUGAGGAAUCGGGAGGAACGAAAAAAUUUUUUCAGCAGCGAGAUGCGAACUGCAAAAAAAUUUAAAAAAAAACUAAACUCAAGACUGCGUCUAUUAAUAAUAAUAAUUGUAGGCGAAGACUCGAUUUUUCCAAUAUUUCGAUUUCAGCCGGCACCCCGCAGCUGUAGCUAUACAAUAAUAAAUAACGAUAAUGUAUAUGUAAAUGUAUACUUAAUUGAAUGUCAAAAUCCAUACCCAUACCUGAAUCGCUAUAAAGUGCUUAUUUAUUUACAAUAAAAAUAGAUGUAAUAUGAUACGCGUCAUCUACGAGACGACGAUACGUACACACACACACAUACAACAAAAAUCAAAUUACACAACGUAUAUCGAAACUGAUUACAUUGAGAAAAAAUGAAAAAAAGGAUAAUAAAAAUGAAUUAAACAUAGCGUGAAAAUUAAAAAAUGAUAUCCCGAAGCCUAGCGAUUUGCAUCUAUGAAUAUUGAUUCGUAUAUAACGUUCAAAUCUUUGAAAAUAUUAUUACCAUUCGACGAUUGGUUUGGGAUGAAACUGUUUUUACUAAGGAUGCAUGCUUAAGCGCGAUUCAAUGCGAAGCUUUUUGCGCUGUUCUGCCUACAAUCGAUGAUUAUCGAGUAAGCCACAUCUAUAUAAUAUUAUCUGGUAUAAUAUAUAUAUGCGUUCGAAUAAAGUACAUCGUCAAAAAAAAUUUUGGGUCCAUCGCGUGGUUUGAAUAAGAAAAUAUGGAUAUCCGAUCAGUUGCACGAAGUUUGAAUCGCAAGAAAUUGUCUAUGGUAAUCUCUACGUGGAAACGAAGCAAACGAAUUGCCAUAUGGAAGAAAAAUAAUGUAUGCAAGUUAUUUAAUUGUAUGUGAAUAAAAGAUUUGAUUGGUAUA
Molecule: messenger RNA, 7933 nt
Organism: Athalia rosae (coleseed sawfly)
Lineage: Eukaryota; Metazoa; Arthropoda; Insecta; Hymenoptera; Athaliidae
Gene: Dab
Product: protein disabled
Exons: 7
Coding region: 565-6006 (1813 amino acids)
Source: RefSeq, a predicted model, not a curated record